Molecule: messenger RNA, 1944 nt
Organism: Colletotrichum destructivum
Lineage: Eukaryota; Fungi; Ascomycota; Sordariomycetes; Glomerellales; Glomerellaceae
Exons: 1
Coding region: 447-1910 (487 amino acids)
Source: RefSeq, a predicted model, not a curated record
UCUAUCUUCAACAUCCACUUCAGCGUCGUGGCUUCCCUCCCUCUCUGCCCUCGUGUCUUGCGCGCGCCCGCGCUCACACCGAACAGACCUGUCCCUCGUCGACCCGACCAUUCAACUGCUCCUGGCUGCUUGCCCGACUCCUUGUGCGAGUAGGACUGGAAUCCCGUCGGGACUCAUCCAAACCCGUCACCUUCACGGUGUCCUGCUUGGAUCUGUCACCCGUCGCUCCGGUCAUUCUACUGCUCGCGCAAGAGCCCCCAAUGCACCCCGAGUAGGGUCGGGAUCACGCCGGAACCCGUUCUGUCUACGAUAAGCUUGCGACGGACUCCCGGCGAUAGGGAGGAAAGGGACAACGCCAUGACCACAGUAAGUAUCAUUUAUCCUGGUGCCUACUCGCUACGUCCUCUACGUGCACAUCUAGAAGGUUGAACAAAAGCGAAUACAACAUGUCGUCAGGCAAGGACGUGCGCGUUGUCCACACGGUCUUUGCGGUGCGUGAAGACCAAGAUGGACGGCAGCCCGUAUUUGUUGACCAGCCCUUGAAACUUGACGCCAUGUCCAAGUCCUCAUCAUCAGUUCUCUUCCGUCUUAGUGUCUCCAUCACCGACAGCGCUUCGGCCAAAACCAUCAUUUAUCUGCAGAUCACACCUGACCGUAUCGCUUUGCUGCGCAAUACGACUUGCGACACGAGCGACACGAGCGAUCGAAGCCCGCCUUUCCUCGAACAGGUUCGUCAGCAACUGGGCGGCAUUCGCUUCGUAACCCGCCUCCAGUUUCAGCUGCACAGCGGCAUCCAUGCCCAGCUCGUUGUGCCGACCGGUUUCACUAUCGAUGAGGCCUCUGACAGCCUGACGCGGCGUACCUUUAGCUCUGCCACCUUGCUCGCGACCGCUUCGUCGUUUUCCUUAUACAUUCCGCCCAACGCCUUACCGAAGAUGAAGUUUCAAAGUUUGGCCCAGGCUGUUCGGCAGUUUCCAACUCUGACGGCAGCCCAGCGCCAGGCGUAUGAGCGCAUGGUGGAUCUGCGCAGGCUGUAUCAUGGGAAAGGUGGCAUUGUGUUUAUACCCGAAUACCACAAAAGUCCUCUGCCGGAAAAGGACCGCAAAAGAUCUUCCACACCGGCCACGACCGACUCGUACGCGACCACCGUUCCCUUUGAUACUCCCCCACGCUACCAAGAGUCACCACCGCGGUAUGAUAAAUGCCCGGGAGACGGACAGCAGCCGAAGGCCAGUUCAGAUGCCACAGCCAUCUCCGCCGAAAGUCCCAGCGGCGACUGUGCCCCGCCAGGGUACAACGACACCGAAUGGCAGCACAGUGUUUCGAAAGCUACGAAGCGCGUGCUACACUGCGGGAGCGAAGACACUGACCUACAUCCAACCUACAAGAAGAAAUACUCGCGUGCCACCGGUUGCACAACGUCGGCGUCUACAAGAAACGCCCAACGUCCAGCAAAAAUGUCGUCGUCUCAGCUUGUAGAUCCGGACUACUCUGAAAGCAGGUUGAGGUUCCUGCUCGAACGGCAACGCCAACAAAUCGAACAGCUGCAAGCGGAUAUCGAGGGACUUCAGCGGCGCAACAAAGAGCUCGAGGGACGACAUGACGAGCUGGAGGAAAACUGCUACGAUUUGGAGAAUCGUCAGGUCGAAUCCGAAGAGACUAUUGAGUCUCUGCUCAUCCACACUGGCGAGCUUGAUGACGAGUGCGAGAAGCUUGGGAAACAGAUGCCAGACAUUUGUGAUGAGAUGGAGGACUGGAUGAAGGACAACAUGGGAGACAAAAUGAAAGAAUCUAUGGAGAGCUGGCUCAAGGAGAAUAUGGCGGAAACCAUAAAAGGAUAUAUCAACGACCAAGUGGCAGCCCAAAUAGCUCAAGUGAAGACAAAGAUGCGCAGAGCCCUUCAAGGAUAGGCAGCGCUCGUGCGAAUUUCCAUUAAAUAUUCUC